GCCACUCCACAGUCUACGGUACCUCACACAGGAGUCAAAACAACCGAGUCCGGCCGCCGUUGACCGACCGGCCGCUAGCUCGGUGACUGUCCGCAAGUCAGGAGGCCGGGCCGGGGCUGCUGCCUGAGAGAGUCCGGGGGACACAGCCGGAGGAGCGGGGUACACUAACGGAGCCGAACCGCCGGAGAGUCGCUGUGGUCGGGUAGAAUGUUAGCAGCGCAGCGGAGCAGAGACCGAACAGCCCGCUGAUUCACGCAGUCUGCCCGCACACACACACACGCACACUGCCGUUAACUAGCUCCCGGUAAUGUGUCUGCCCGUUAAACCGCCCAGCUGCUGAUGGUCCGUCCGUGCUAACAUUAGCGAGGCUACAUGCUAACAGGCUAACUCAGCCAGCUCAGCAGCGUUAUCUAGAGGUCCGUCUGUCACGGACCGUCCCGGAACUGUCCCGGUACUGGUGGUAUGGCACGGUGAACGGUCAGCAUGCUCUCAUCCCGGUAAACAGAGCAACGCCUAUCCGUUAGCUGCUAGCCGCGGAGCUAACCGUUAGCCGUGAACAUCUGGCCGCAGCGGCCGAGGAUGGUCACGGUGACAGCGGCUGUUCUGGAGGACCGGCCUGCCCCCCCCGCUGGACUUUCAGCCUUCAUGUAAACCGGAGAACCGGAGUCCGGACCCCGCGGCGGCAGCAGCCAUGCAGGCGGCGCAGCUGCAGUACGACUUCUUCAACGAGGAGAACGCACCGAAAUGGAGAGGCCUGCUGGUUCCGUCCCUGGAGAAGGUACUGAACCAGGUGCACCCUAACCUGGUGUCCCAGCAGGAGGCGCUGCAGUACAUCGAGGAGCUGAUCCUGCUGCUGCUCAGCAUGCUGUGUCAGGCUCAGCCACGCACUGUGCAGGACGUGGAGGAGCGAGUUCAGAAGAGUUUUCCUCACCCGAUCGAUAAGUGGGCGAUCGCUGACGCUCAGGCCGCCAUUGAAAAGAGGAAGAGGAGGAACCCGCUGGCUCUACCUGUGGACAAGAUCCACCCCCUGCUCAAGGAGGUGCUGGGGUAUAAGAUUGACCACCAGGUGUCGAUCUACAUGGUCGCCGUGUUGGAGUACAUCUCUGCCGACAUCCUGAAGCUGGCAGGAAACUACGUCAGGAACAUCCGGCACUACGAGAUCUCGCAGCAGGACAUCACCGUGGCCAUGUGUGCAGACAAGGUGCUGAUGGACAUGUUCCACCAGGACGAGGAGGACAUCAGCGGCUUCCCUCUGAUGGACGAGGAGCCGUCAGCCAGUGAGGAGCAGAGUUACUACGAGCUGGUGAGGAGCUUCAUGUCGGACGGCCGGCAGUACCUGAGACAGCUCAACCUGCUCAUCAAGGUGUUCAGAGAGCCCUUCAGCUCCAGCCACAUGCUCUUCUCUCAGCACGAUGUGGACAGUAUCUUCAGUCGGAUAGUUGACAUCCAUGAGGUGACUGUGAAGCUGCUGGGUUUGGUGGAGGACACGGUGGAGAUGACCGAUGAAGGCAGUCCUCAUCCUCUGGUGGGAAGCUGCUUCGAGGACCUGGCUGAGGAGCUGGCCUUUGACCCCUAUGAGACGUACGCUCAGGACAUCCUGCGCUCUGGUUUCCAUGAACACUUCCUGAGUCAGGUGUCCAAACCAGGAGCUGCCUUCCACCUCCAGUCCAUCUGUGAAGGUUUCAAAGAGGCGGUUCAGUACGUUCUGCCCAGACUGCUGCUCACUCCAGUCUACCACUGUCUGCAUCUGUUCGAGAUCCUCAAGCAACUGGAGGAGAAGAGUGAAGAAGAGGAGGACAAAGAGUGUCUGAAACAGGCCAUCACAGCGCUGCUGAACCUGCAGAGCAGCAUGGAGAGGAUCUGCUCCAGGAGCCUCGCCAAGAGGAGGCUCAGCGAGUCGGCGUGUCGUUUCUACAGCCAUCAGAUGAAGGGGAAGCACCUGGCCAUCAAGAAGAUGAACGAGAUCCAGAAGAACAUUGACGGCUGGGAGGGGAAGGACAUCGGCCAGUGCUGCAACGAGUUCAUCAUGGAGGGCACACUGACCCGCGUGGGCGCCAAACACGAGCGCCACAUCUUCCUGUUCGACGGCCUGAUGAUCUGCUGCAAGUCCAACCACGGCCCGGCGCGACUGCCCGGCGCCGGCUCCACCGCAGAGUACCGGCUGAAGGAAAAGUUCUUCAUGCGCAAAGUUCAGAUCAAUGACAAGGACGAUAAGGAGGGCGAGUACCGGCAUGCCUUCGAGAUCAUCCUGAAGGAUGGGAACAGCGUGGUGUUCGCCGCUAAGUCUGCCGAGGAAAAGAACGGUUGGAUGGCUGCGCUGAUCUCGCUGCAGUACCGCAGCACGCUGGAGCGCAUGCUGGACUCGGCCAUGCUGCAGGAGGAGAAGGAGGAGCAGAUGAGGCUACCGGGAGCCGAGGUGUACCGCUUCGCUGAGCCGGACUCCGAGGAGAAUGUAGUGUUCGAGGAGAAUGUCCAGUCCAAGUCCGGGAUCCCCAUCGUCAAAGCUGGGACGGUCCUGAAACUGAUCGAGAGGCUCACCUUCCACAUGUAUGCAGAUCCAAACUUUGUCCGAACAUUUCUGACCACCUAUAGGUCUUUCUGUAAACCUCAGGAGCUGCUGGACCUGCUCAUGGAGAGGUUCGAGAUCCCGGAGCCGAGGCCCAGCGAGGCGGAUCAGAUGGAGGGAGGAGAGCAGCCGCUCAGCGCUGAACUCAAACGCUUCCGGAAAGAGUUUGUUCAGCCGGUACAGCUCAGAGUGCUGAAUGUGUGUCGUCACUGGGUGGAGCAUCACUUCUACGACUUCGAGAGAGACGCUCACCUGCUGGGACGACUGGAGGAGUUCAUUGCCUCAGUCAGAGGUAAGGCGAUGAGGAAGUGGGUGGAGUCAAUCACUAAAAUCAUCCAGAGAAAGAAGCAGGUUCAGGUGAGCGUGCCCAGUCACAGCAUCACCUUCCAGAACUCUCCUCCUCCUUUUGAGUGGCACAUCUGUAAACCAGGAAACAUAGACCAGUUCGACCUCAUGACUCUGCACCCCAUUGAGAUCGCCCGCCAGCUCACCCUGCUCGAGUCAGACUUCUACAGGGCGGUGCAGCCGUCGGAGCUGGUCGGCAGCGUCUGGACCAAAGAGGACAAAGAGAUUCACUCACCCAACCUGCUGAGGAUGAUCCGACACACCACCAACCUCACCCUGUGGUUUGAAAAGUGUAUCGUAGAAACGGAGAACCUGGAGGAACGAGUUGCUGUUGUAUCCCGGAUCAUUGAGAUCCUGCAGGUUUUUCAGGAACUCAACAACUUCAACGGUGUUCUGGAGGUGGUCAGUGCCAUGAACUCAUCUCCGGUCUACAGACUGGACCACACCUUUGAGCAAAUCCCGAGUCGACAGAGAAAGAUCCUGGAGGAAGCCCACGAGCUGAGCGAAGACCACUACAAGAAGUACCUGGCCAAGCUGCGCUCCAUCAACCCCCCCUGUGUGCCCUUCUUCGGAAUCUACCUGACCAACAUCCUGAAGACGGAGGAGGGAAACCCCGACUUCCUGCGCCGGCACGGAAAAGACCUGAUCAACUUCAGCAAGAGACGGAAAGUGGCUGAAAUCACCGGAGAGAUCCAACAGUACCAGAACCAGCCGUACUGUCUGAGAGUGGAAAGCGACAUCAGGAAGUUCUUUGAAAACCUUAACCCAAUGGAGGACAUGUCCGAGAAGGACUUCGCUGAUCACCUGUUCAACAAGUCUCUGGAGAUCGAACCUCGAAAUGCCCGAUCGUUACCUCGCUUUGUGAAGAAGUACACCUGUCCUCUGAAGUCUCCGGGGAUCCGGCCAACCUCGGCAAGGCUCGGCACCAUGCGACACCCGACGCCGCUGCAGAACGAGCCCAGGAAGAUCAGUUACAGCCGCAUCCCUGAUAACGAGGCAGAAGGCGGGGCCGUCUCUGCCCCCAACUCCCCCCGCACCCCGCUGACUCCUCCCCCCGCCUCCGGCGCCUCCAGCUCCACAGAUGUAGGCAGCGUGUUCGACUCGCCGCAGGGUCCCAGCAGCCCCUUCCACUCAAGGUCGUCCUCGGUUUCCUCCAUGAUGAGUUUCAGCCGUGGUUCUGAGGACGUUCCGGUUCCACCUCCGGUUCCUCCUCGCAGACGGCCAGAGUCUGCUCCGGCCGAGUCGUCUCCAUCUAAGAUGAUGUCGAAGUUGGACAGCCCCCCUGCUGUCCCCCCUCGUCAGCCCACCUGUAAGCUCCUCCCCCCUCGUUACUCCUCAUCGCUGUCGUCGUCGUCCCCCCCCGACAGCCCCCCCUCCCUGCCGCCUCGUGAGCCCCUCAGCUCUCCCCUGCACCUCCUCCCUCCCCCCCAGGGCCGCCCCCGCUGUGACCUGCUGCCUCAGGCCUUCUUCCCCGCCACCACCUCCUCCUCCCCUUCCAUAUGCUCCGCCCCCGCCACCUCCUCCUCCUCACCCCCACUCCCUCCCCCCACCCCUAUAACUCCCACCUCCAUCUCCAGGAAGAUGCCUCUCCCCUCCCCGCCCCUCUCCCUCCUCCCACUUGAUGGGCCCCCGGUCCCACCCCGACAUGGCGUCCCCAAACUCCCCCCCAAGACAUACAAGAGGGAGUCUCUGAGCCCCCCCCCUACUGGACACGCCCCCCGCACUGUGAUUGGAUAGUCUGGACUUCCUGGAGGGGACGUGGCAGCUGAUUGGGCAGCCUGUGGAGGAGGCGGGGCUAGAUGAGCUAACACUACAGCUGAUAGGCUCAGAACAGACCAAAUGAUGGAUUUAACGACAUAAAACAUCUGAUUGACCAAUAAGAAUGUUCUGAACCGAUCCGGACUGAGACCAGAUAAAAUAAAGAUCACGUGCCCUUAUUCUGAAGACCCGAUUAUGGCCUCCAGCUGCAGAACGUCGGAGAACAUUCGUCUGUUUGACUGUUCUGUGAGCUCAGACCUCAUUGGACCAACUCGUGUUGAAUAGGGACUCUUGACAGAGAGGAUUGUGGGUAAGGAUUGUAGUGCGCCACAGCUGAAGUGGACUCUUGGUCUGAGGUGUAGAUGUGUCAGGAGCCUUCAGGUAUCGGAACCAGAACCACAGAGGUACUGUAUUGGUUCUGGUGGACCUGAUGAUUGAUUGUUUAUGAUGUAAACUAACAUGAUGAUUGCCUUCUUCAAAACAAGGGAAUAAACAUGUUUCUGCCGUCGAGCUGGACGGACACCCAGAA
Molecule: messenger RNA, 5198 nt
Organism: Micropterus dolomieu (smallmouth bass)
Lineage: Eukaryota; Metazoa; Chordata; Actinopteri; Centrarchiformes; Centrarchidae
Product: son of sevenless homolog 1-like
Biological process (GO): positive regulation of GTPase activity; Ras protein signal transduction
Cellular component (GO): plasma membrane; nucleosome
Molecular function (GO): DNA binding; guanyl-nucleotide exchange factor activity; structural constituent of chromatin
Source: RefSeq, a predicted model, not a curated record